AUGAGCGGCGGCGGCGCGCUCCAGCGCCUGGCGGCGCGCAUCACCUGGGCGCUGUUCAAGCGGGAGAGGGUUGGAGUGGACGAGCUGGGCAACAUCUACUACAGAAAGCUGGAGAGGAGCGCGGAUGGGGAGGAGGUGGAGCGGCGGUACGUGAAGUACUCAUCCACUAUCGACCCCACCUUACUGCCGGCGGAGUGGCAUCAGUACCUGCACCGCGCCCGCCCCGAGCCGCCCAGCCAGGACGACAUCAGGCGCGGCCAGCACCAGCGGGAGCUGUUCAGGCAGCGGGUGGCGGCGCUGGAGGCAGAGGACGCGGCGCGGCGCUUCCAGGAGCAGACGGGCGGCGGCGGCGGCGACGGCGGGUUUGUGCAGCAGCUGCCAGAGGGGGAGGCCAGCCAGCCGCGAUGA
This is a messenger RNA of Chlorella variabilis, 408 nucleotides long. RefSeq lists its product as hypothetical. Lineage: Eukaryota; Viridiplantae; Chlorophyta; Trebouxiophyceae; Chlorellales; Chlorellaceae. The transcript has 2 exons. Bases 1 to 408 code for a protein of 135 amino acids. Gene Ontology annotation, biological process: mitochondrial respiratory chain complex I assembly. Gene Ontology annotation, cellular component: membrane. The record is from RefSeq and is a predicted model, not a curated record.